AUGGCUGCUGCCUCGUCCACUGUUGUCCCGUCGUCUUCUUCUUCUUCUUCUUCAUUCUCAUCUUCCUCCUCUCGUUGGACUUAUGAUGUGUUUUUGAGUUUCAGAGGAAAAGACACACGAAAUAACUUCACACGUAACCUCUAUAAUGCCCUGGUCAAGAAAAGGAUCGAAACAUUCAUGGACGAUGAGAAACUGAAAAUAGGAGAUCUGCUCUCUGAGGCGCUCAAAAAGGCAAUCAAUGAAUCAAGGUUUGCUAUUAUCAUAUUCUCAAGGAACUAUGCUAAUUCUAGGUGGUGCCUAGAAGAACUCGCCUUGAUUAUGGAAGUCUGGGAAAAGCAUCAUUGCCAAAAGGUUUUCCCAAUUUUUUUUAGGGGUGUCGAUCCAUCGGACUUACAGCACCAGACGGGGAGCUUUAGAGAACCUUUUGGAAAGCACAAAAAGCGCUUCGACCGAGAGAUCGUGGAAAGGUGGAGAACAGCCUUGAGAGUUGCUGCUCAACUCUCUGAGUCCGGAUGGAUCUUAAGAGAUUUCGGAGAUGAAGAGAAGCUGAUUAACAACAUAGUGAAAGACGUCUCCAAUGCGCUGAGUGAGAUCCCUUCUCCAAAGCCCGUGAUAGAGAUCCCAACCGAUCCAAUAAUCGAGAACCAGCCAUCAACUCAGCGCAUGCUGCGACAGAUUCUUGAGUGCAUAGGUGACCCUAAUCCACGUUUUAGCAUCAUUGGAGUGUCUGGUAUGGGGGGUGUGGGUAAAACCACUCUGGUUAGAGAAGUAAACAAUCACUUGGAAAAUGAUUUGGCCAGAGGAGUUGAGAUACCUUUUGAAACUGUGGUAAUGGUCACCGUGUCAGCUACUCCCAACAUAACAAGUAUCCGAAACUGUAUCACUGAGCACCUGGGAUUACCAAAGAAUAGUGGGGCUCAUGUCUUGUUUGAAGCCCUAAGGAAGAAGAAAUUUCUUCUAAUUUUGGAUGGCGUGUGGUGCAAAUUAAAGUUUGUGAAUAUUGGAAUCCCUCACCCAGCUCGAAGCAACAAAGGGAGCAAGAUCCUUGUGACCAGCCGGAGUAAAGAUGUCUGCACUGAUAUGGGUGCUAGAAAAACAAUAAAAGUGCAGCCAUUAACAGAAGCUGAAUCAUGGGAGCUUUUUGUUGAAGUAGCUGGUGAACAUGUUGUUGCCAAUGGCAUAAAGUGCUUUGCUGAAAAGCUGGUUGGAAGGUGUAAGGGUCUCCCUCUUGCAAUUGUCACUGUUGGUCACGCAAUGGCAAAUCGACGGGGAGUUAGGGAGUGGGCAAAUGCCGUAAGGGAAAUGGAGCUAUCAGCCACAAAUCUUCGAGGUAUGAUAGAUGAAGUAUUCAUUCCUUUAAAAUUCAGUUUUGACAGAUUGGAUGAUAAUAUUCUUAGGAGUCUAUUUCUUUAUUGUGCUUGCUUCCCUGAAGACUAUAACAUAAAAGAAGAUAUGAUAUUAGAUUAUUGCGUUGGAGAGGGAUUAAUAGAUGGUUUAGGUAGUCUCGCAGCUGCUGGGGAUAAAGGUCAGGCUUUAAUAGGAAACUUGAAAAUUGCUUGCAUGUUAGAAGAUGGAGAGGAGAAAGAUAGUGUGAGGAUGCAUGAUGUGAUGCGGAAGCUUGCACUUUGGAUUACAGAGUCUGAUGGUAAUCCCAAGUUCUUGACAAGGACAGGUGAAAUUUUGAAAGAGGCACCGCAGUCUCAUGAGUGGGUAGAUGCAACAAGGAUUUCACUAAUAGAUACCCAAAUAGAGAAGUUGCCGAAAUUAGGUGGGACUUGCCAAAAACUAUCAACUUUGCUAUUGAGGGAUAAUAGGAUCCUCACUGUCAUUCCCCAAACAAAUUUCUUACAACAUAUGGAUCAUCUUAGUGUACUAGAUCUUUCUAACACAGAGAAACUGGAAUAUCUCCCAGAUUCCUUGUCAUGUUUGGUGAAUCUUAAGGUGCUUAGGUUACAGUGGUGUCAAAGUUUGAGAGAAUUGCCAGUACUGGGAAACCUUCGACAGCUCCAAGUUUUAGACUUGAGAAAUUGUUGUCAUGAGUUAGACUUGCAAAGCUUGGGAGAUAUGAGUAAUUUAAGAUACUUGGAUGUGUCAUAUUCUCCGGUUUCAAUUCCAGUGGGGGUAAUUUCUCGUUUGAACAAAUUGGAGGACUUGAGAUUAUGUGGAGCCUAUAACAUAAAAUGGAGGGUUAGUGGUGCUGAUGAUGAUGAAAAAUGGAAUGGGAUGGGUGUGUGUUCCCCUAUUGAUGUGGAAGAGUUGUCCCACUUGACCUAUUUAACAUCUAUUUUUAUUUGCUUUGAAGAUAUCAUUAUUUCUGAUUGGUUCAAACCUUUGGCCAAGAAGAUUAAGGUAUUGUGGCUGAAACGUUGUACAGUCAUGAAACAAGACGCUCUACAAGCCCUCAAUGAAUCCAAAAAUCUACGGAACUUAAAAAUUCAGGAUUGCUUGGGUGUGACAACUAUGCCAACUCGUGUUGUAGAAAAAGUUCUAAUACAGAAUUGUGAGGAUUUGGAGGUGGUGUUGGAUGGAGCGGAGGAGGAUUCCAUUGAGAUGUUAUACCUGCAAAGAUCACCAAAAUUGAAAAGGAUAUGUGGUAGUCUUGCACCACUAAAUAGCUUUGCUAAACUAUCGGAGAUAGGGUUAGAGCAAUGCAAUAGCUUGAAGAUGAUCUUCACCAAAGGAAUGCCUCGUCUGUUCACCAACUUAAAGGAAAUAAAAGUUCAGGAUUGUGAGAGAAUGGAAGUAAUAAUUGAAGAAGAUGAAGAAGAAGUUGCAAGUGUCAUCUCACCAUUCCCAAGACUAAAUACAUUAUGGCUAAUUGAUUUACCAGCACUAACUGACCUAGAUGAAGAGAAGUUGAUUAAAAAGAUAGUGAAAGACGUCUCCAAUGCGUUGAGUGAGAUUCCUCCUCCAGAGCCUGUGAUAGAGAUCCCAACCGAGCCAAUAAUCAAGAACCAGCCGUCAACUCAACGCAUGCUGCAACAGAUUCUUGAAUGCAUAGGUGACCCUAAUCCACGUUUUGGCAUCAUUGGAGUGUGUGGUAUGGGGGGUGUGGGUAAAACCACUAUGCCAUUAACGAAAGCUGAAUCAUGGGAGCUUUUUGUUGAAGUAGCUGGUGAACAUGUUGUUGCCAAUGGCAUAAAGAGCUUUGCUGAAAAACUGGUUGGAAGAGGAAAAGACACACGGAAUAACUUCAUACGUGACCUCUAUAAUGCUCUGGUCAAGAAAAGGAUCGAAACAUUCAUGGAUGAUGAGAAACUGAAAAUAGGAGAUUUGAUCUCUGAAGCGCUCAAAAAGGCAAUCAAUGAAUCAAAGUUCGCCAUUAUCAUAUUCUCGAGGAACUAUGCUAAUUCUAGGUGGUGCCUAGAAGAACUCGCCUUGAUUAUGGAAGUAUGGGAAAAGCAUCAUUGCCAAAAGGUUUUCCCAGUUUUCUUCAGGGGUGUCGAUCCAUUGGACUUGCAGCACCAGAAGGGGAGCUUUAGAGAACCUUUUGGAGAGCACGAAAAGCGCUUCGGCCGAGAGAUGGUGGAAAGGUGGAGAUCAGCCUUGAGAGCUGUUACUCAACUCUCUGGGUUUGGAUGGAUCUUAAGAGAUUUUGGGUAA
Macadamia integrifolia is the source of this 3603-nucleotide messenger RNA. Its product is annotated as disease resistance protein RPS2-like. Gene Ontology annotation, molecular function: ADP binding; protein binding. Bases 1 to 3603 code for a protein of 1200 amino acids. The transcript is spliced from 5 exons. NCBI's taxonomy places the organism in Eukaryota, Viridiplantae, Streptophyta, Magnoliopsida, Proteales, Proteaceae. Gene Ontology annotation, biological process: signal transduction; defense response. The record is from RefSeq and is a predicted model, not a curated record.